UAAUAUUAAUAUGUCUAGAAUUAGUGAUUUUGAAAUUAUCAACCGUUUGGGUGAAGGAUCCUAUAGUUAAGUAUUUAAAGUCAUUAGGAAAUCUGAUUAACAAAUUUAUGCCAUGAAAAAAGUUAAACUAUUUGAUUUGAAACCAAAAGAAAAAGAAAAUGCGCUUAACGAAGUAAGAAUAUUGGCAUCCUUUGAUGAUCCCAAUAUUAUUAAUUACAAAGAAGCCUUCAUUGAUGACAAUAUGCUCUAUAUUAUUAUGGAGUUUGCCACAUAAGGUGAUUUACAGUAUAGAAUCAAAUAGACAGGUAAUUAAUUAUUUCCUGAAACAGAAAUAUGGAAAGCUUUAUUUUAAAUUACCAAAGGGUAUAAGAUUUCAUUUUAUUUAGUCUCAAGAAAUUGCAUGACAAUAAAAUUGUUCAUAGAGAUUUAAAAACUGCUAACAUAUUCAUUUCUAAUGGUAAUUACAAGCUCGGAGAUUUAAAUGUUUCCAAAGUAACUAAAAAGGGUUUAGCUUACACAUAAACUGGAACUCCCUAUUAUGCAAGUCCUGAAGUCUGGAGAAAUGAAGCAUAUAAUUCUAUGAGUGAUAUUUGGAGUUUAGGAUGUGUCAUCUAUGAAAUGGCUUCCCUCAAAUUACCAUUCAAAGCUCCUGAUUUACAAACAUUAUGCAAUAAAAUUUAAAGAGGACUUUUUGAAUGUUUACCUAAACAAUAUUCCAGAGAUUUAUAAUCUAUCAUUGUAUAAAUGAUUUAAGUUCAACCUAUGAAAAGAUUAUCAUGUAAUCAAAUUCUGCAAUCUCCUCUACUUAUCAAUAAUUUAAAGGUAGCCCCCCCUAUUGAAAAAUCAACUUCUAAAGCUGAAUUACUUUAAACUAUAAAAUUACAAUAAAUCUAACUUCCUAAGUCCAAUUACAAAGAAGAGCCUAUUAAAAAAACUGUUGAAUAACCUAGAAUCAACUAAAGAGCUCAUAGUGCAUGUAUUUAAUCAUUUUUUAAAAUCAAGUACCUGGAUAGAUCAAAGAUAAAAAUCUAUCUCCUUUAAAUAAUUAGCAAAAUUAUCCUUCUGCAUCUAGAAAAAAAGGAGAUCCUCCAUCAACUCCUAGUACUAGAAUUUAAAGUAGUGCUCCAAGUUAAAGGGAACGAGAAAAAAUGCUUCAAGAAUAACUAAAAAUUGAACUUAAAAAGGAAUAACAAAAAUUAAAUGAUUAAAGAUAAUCUAUCAAGAGCAAUAAUCAACCAAUAGCAUCAGAUGCUAUUCGAUAAUAAAUAAUUUAAUAACAUAAAAAAGAAGAACUUAAAAAUGAAGAUAAAUCAACUAAUUAAAAAUAAAAAUCAGUUGACACUAAAAAAGAAAGACUAAUUGUUUCUGCAUAACCAAAAUAAUAAAUUGAGCAGAAUGUUUAAGCCUAAGAAACUUAAUAUUAAACUUAACCUUCUGAAUUUAUUGUUGCAGGAUUAAAAAAUAUUAAUCCUUAAUCCAUUUAAUCUAUUUUAUGUUAACCUGUUUUAGAAAUUGGAGAAAGCCCCUUUCCUUAAAGAGCUAAAGUUAAAAAAUAAGAAUAAAUUAAUAAUCAUUAACAUUAUUUCCCUAUCUAAGAAGAAUUUUCUGACCGCAAAUUAGUUAAAGGAAAAACUAAUAUAUGA
Messenger RNA from Paramecium sonneborni, 1643 nucleotides. The record is from the annotation of a GenBank genome assembly. Lineage: Eukaryota; Ciliophora; Oligohymenophorea; Peniculida; Parameciidae.